AUGGGUUUUACUCUAUAUUCAACCGAAAUUCAAACGAGCUAUACACCAUUAGCACUGCCUCGCACAGAACCAUUAAUAACAAAAGAAAUCUCAUUCGCUUUUAUACAGGACUUUAAUGGAUCAGACGAACAUCGACAAUUACAAUUAUUAUCCAAUGUUUACGACACCCAUCAGUUAUGGAUAUUUUUAUCAUUGAAUCCAACGUGUUACAACUGUCAGACUUUUAUCGAUGAACUUUACCAAUUAACAUCGAACUCAUUAUCAGUCAAACAACAUCUGGAAUCACGAAUUAUUGAUUUGACAAAAGAAGACGUUGAUGUUUUAUUGGAUGGAAGAAUUCUUUUAAAAGACUUAGAAGAGAAAGUAAUUCAAGCCAUUCAUGAGCUAGGUGGAUAUGUAUUCUUUAAAAUGCAUAGAAGUCCAAAGGACGCAUUUGAAACUCUGUGUAAAGAAAUCAAUGGUGAAUGGUCUACUGUGUGGGGUUUGAAAUGCGAUGAAGAUCCGAGUGUACAUUUUAUGAAAAUUCAAAAUAUCAACCAACUUAAAGUGCUCCUCAAAACUAGUAAUCGUAUUCGUGAUGAUUUAAAAGAAGUUUCUUCUCAAUGGAAUUUCGUUUUACGAAAAUGGAUAGAUCACAUGUCAAAUGAGUAUCGAUGUUUUGUUUGCAAUGGAAAGGUAAAUGCUGUAUCAGCAUAUGGGUGCAAUAAAGAUCCUAUAGACAAUGAAAAACAAGUGAUAGAAUUUAUAAAUUCAAAAUCAUUUCAAGAUAUUAUACUGGCGAUUCCAUAUAGUCAUGCAGUUGUUGAUUGUUCAAUAGAUCCAACGAAUUAUGAAGUGAAAAUAAUCGAAAUAAAUCCCUUUAGUAAACGGUCAUCUUCCGCAAAAUUUUCCUGGGUAAUAGAUAAAUAUACGCUUUAUUAUCACUAUGACACAAACGGAAAUGUCAAUGUUAAACUUUAA
Didymodactylos carnosus is the source of this 960-nucleotide messenger RNA. Lineage: Eukaryota; Metazoa; Rotifera; Eurotatoria; Philodinida; Philodinidae. The record is from the annotation of a GenBank genome assembly.